AUGACUUCAUCCAGAGAAGAGGAUGAAAAACAGCCGAAAGGUGCUUCAUAUGCGACUGAAAUUUCAGCAACUGAGGAUUAUGAAAAUGUAUAUUUUGAUAAUGAUCCCAUACCUCAGUCAGUGAAAGAAACAAAUAAAGAGGUUGAUUUGCAAUCAGAUAGGGUAGAUGAUAAUAGUGACUGA
Molecule: messenger RNA, 183 nt
Organism: Funneliformis mosseae
Lineage: Eukaryota; Fungi; Glomeromycota; Glomeromycetes; Glomerales; Glomeraceae
Source: the annotation of a GenBank genome assembly